AUGGGAAACAUCAGUGCUACAGAUUCAGCAACUGGUGGAGGCGCUAGCAAUGGCCGCAAUUCGCCAGCUAUUCCACCCAAUGCCCCGUACCACCCAAAUGUUCCUAUUAAUAGGUCAACCGCAUCGUCAUCAACACUCAAUACAAACGUUUCAUCAUUUGCAGCACCACCAACAAAUAUCUCAACGGCCACAGGUAUGUCACGGCUACCUCAACAACAACAACAACAACAGCAGCAGCAGCAGCAACUCCAAAAACUGCCCUAUUUACAACACAGGUCAACCUUUCAGCCAUUUGACCAAUCACUUCAAUUAACACCAACAGGAAGGAGUCCCAUACAAGGGUCAAUGUCACCAUCUACUGCGGCCAUACCUUUUAACCCUUCUGUUGCAUUGCCGUCAUCUUUGCCAGCGUCAAAUGCUACUGCGAAUGUUCUAGGUAUGUCAAACUUACCCAACCCAAAGGCGUCAUACACCACCAGAAACAUGGCACCAAUGAAUCAGCCGGCUGUGGGCGUCUCGCCAGUUGUACGCGGCUCGUACUAUUUUAGUGAAAACCCUCUUUUUGCAUGUGACUGGACAACGAUAAAUAACAAUGCAUUGGAUUGUAUAGCUUUGGGGUCCUACAAAGAGGGAUUCGUCAACAAGUUGGAGAUUGUCUAUGGCAGAAGCUACGAAUAUGAGUUUGCGCCACCAGUGAUAGACGCCUAUGGCAACUCAAUUCAAGGGUAUCGAGACGACAUGAAUGACGGUGAUGAAGGGGGUUUCAUAUUUGAAAAAGUGGCCGACACCAAUUUAAACUAUCCAAUCACCCAAGUCAAAUGGGAUCCAUCGUUGUUGCAAGGAAGCAAUGGUGUUCAGCGCCUUGCUGCUUCAAGUGAUGUGUUGAGAUUGUACAAAGUCAACGAUCUGGUAGAUGGUAAUCAUAAUUUGGUACAAACUCAUGUAUUGGCAAACAAUUCCACAAGCACCGGCAGUAGCGCAGUAGCAGCUGAUGGCAAGGAUAAGAUCAACACUUCACCACCAGUUACUUCAUUUGACUGGAAUUCCACUGACACAAACAUACUCAUCACGUCUAGUGUUGAUACCACAUGUACCGUAUGGGAUCUCAAUCGAUCCCAUCCUCAUGACGACUUUAGUGAAUCCGCAACUGUUAAAACUCAAUUAAUUGCCCAUGAUUCGGAAGUGUUUGAUGUAAAAUUCAUUCACAAAUCAACAAAUGUAUUUGCAUCGGUGGGGAAUGAUGGAUCGAUGCGAGUGUUUGAUCUACGUUCCUUGGAACAUUCAACCAUCAUUUAUGAACCUCCGCCCUCUCCAUCUCCAACAACGAGGAGAAAUCAUACAUCAUUGGCUUCUUCUACUUCUUCUUCUUCUGGUGUACCCUCAGGACAGCUUCCCACACCAUCGCAUUCGGCAAACUACAACUCCAAAGCAUUGCUUCGUCUUUCCACUUCAAACGUUGAUCAGCAUCAUCUUGCUACAUUUGGCGUCAACUCUAGUCAGAUCAUCAUCAUCGAUAUGCGCAUGCCAGGUCUUCCCAUGGCAACUAUUGACGCAUCUACAUCAUCAGCUAUUUCCGCAUCAAUCAAUCUGAUUCAGUGGCAUCCGACAUCCAAUUACUUACUCAGUGGUGGCGAUGAUUGUCAAGCAUUGGUAUGGGACUUGAACAACUUGGGGCCCACCAUGGGGUCCAACUAUAGCUCAAGCACCAGCUUAUCCAAUGGUGGUGGCACUAAUGGAAAUACAAAUCAUAGUGCUCCCGAUUCAAUCGGUUCGGCUGCUAGUGGCGGUGGAGGUGGCAAUAAUAAUAAUAAUAAUAGUAAUGGUCAUAAUGGUAGCAAUAUCAUUGAUGUGCCCGUUUUGGCAUAUGAAGAAGAUUUGGAAGUUAAUAGUAUUUGUUGGAGACAAAACUCAGGCGACUACAUGGGAGUAAUUAGCGGUAAAGGAUUUCAAGCGGUACUGAUUUAG
This is a messenger RNA of Lodderomyces margitis, 1965 nucleotides long. RefSeq lists its product as uncharacterized. Gene Ontology annotation, cellular component: nucleus. The coding region runs from base 1 to 1965 and encodes 654 amino acids. The transcript has a single exon. The record is from RefSeq and is a predicted model, not a curated record. Gene Ontology annotation, molecular function: protein binding. NCBI's taxonomy places the organism in Eukaryota, Fungi, Ascomycota, Pichiomycetes, Serinales, Debaryomycetaceae.